UGUGUGUAGACCAGGAAAGAUAAACUCGGAGAAGAUCAGACUGUCCAUCCCCACCUUCUCUUUUCAUUCUGCAGCUCUUCCCAGGACACCAGAACUCCACACCUCACCUCUUUUCUUCCUAAACAUCCUGAGUCUGAAUUCCAGUUUUAGAUAAAGACCUUUCCUGAGAGGAGAGCCUUCACAGAGGAGCCAUUGCCAUAAGAUCAAGGUCACCGCUACUGAAGCACUUUCUACCAUCCAGAGCCAUGAGUUGGGCCACCAGCUUUGACAAAUUCUUUACGAAUUUUAAGAGGGAAAGCAAAAUCCUCUCUGAGGAUACCAUCACCCUGAUUAAAUGCUACGUAGAGAAAAUGGAUCUUCAGAAAGCAGCUUCUGUAAUCAGUAAUGCACUGAGAGACAUCAAUAAUGCUCCUCUGAACAUCGCCGUGACUGGGGAAACAGGCACAGGGAAGUCCACUUUCAUCAACGCCCUGAGGGGGGUGGGGCAGGAAGAGGAAACUGCAGCCCGCACUGGAGUGACAGAGACAACCCUGAAGAGAACUCCAUACCCACACCCAAAGCUUCCCAACGUGACAAUAUGGGACCUGCCUGGCAUUGGGUCCACUACCUUCCAGCCAGAAGACUAUCUGAAAACAAUGAAGUUUGGUGAGUAUGACUUCUUCAUUAUCAUCUCCGCUACACGCUUCAAAGAAAAUGAUGCACAACUGGCCAAAGCCAUUGCCAAGAUGAAGAUUAAUUUCUACUUUGUCCGAACCAAGAUAGACAUUGACUUAUAUAGUGAAAAGCUGAGUAAACCCAAGUCUUUCAAUAAGAAUGCAAUCCUGAGGAAAAUUCGAGAAGACUGUUCAAGGCAUCUUAGGAAGGCUCUUGGAAGUGAGCCUCCGAUCUUCUUGGUCUCUAACUUUAAUAUGGCUGACUAUGACUUCCUGAAGCUGAAUACUGCACUCCUAGAAAAUCUCCCACCCCACAAGCGCCACAUCUUCAUCCAGUCUUUGAAAAGUGUUACUGAAGAGAUCAUUAACCAAAAGAAAGAUGCUCUGAAGCAAAUGGUCUACCUAGAGGCAAUGAAGGAAGGAGCAUUGGCCAUGGUUCCAUUUCUUGGCACGAUCAGAGAUCUCACAAGGAAUCUGGAUCGAAAACUCAAUCUCUACAGGUCUUCCUUUGGGCUGGAUAAUGCCUCAUUGGAAAAUAUUGCCAAGGAUUUUAACAUGUCUGCGAAUGAAUUCAAAGCAUACUUUCGGUCUUACCAUUUGUUUGCAGAAGACAAUGAUGAAUCCUUAGAGGAAAAGCUAUGGAAAUAUAUGAAAAAUUUUGUUAUUGUUUUUGGUGGGCCACCUCUUGCUGGCUAUUACUAUGAAAAGGCUUACUAUUUGCAAAAUCUGUUUCUUGAUGCUGCAGCAAAUGAUGCCAUAGCUCUUCUUAAUAAGGAAGGUCUUUUUGAAAGGAGGGUGGGACCAUAUAUAUCUAAGGCCCCUGAUUACUGGGAAUAGUGGGAAAAUGAGGCAAGAAAAUUCCAAUCAGUGUUUACUUUUGGCCUCACUUUGGGCACUGACUCUUAGCCUACUCCAGAGAAAUAAACCUUCUCUGUAGAGAGCCAAGGGGUCAUUCUUUGCCUCUUCUGGGGCCAGAAGAUCACUGUGGAAGGCACUCAAGUUUCUGUAGUAGGAGAAGAAGAGGAGUCUUCAACGUUGUGCAAAUAUGUAAGGAAACCUCAUUUUCACUAAAGUCUAUGUUUAAGAAACACAUGGUAGUUCAGAUUGGCUCUUCAAUGUCAAAUGAAUCCUGGAACUUUUACCUCUGUGAAAGUCUUCACGUCCUUCUGCAUUCUCACAGACAGCUCUGUUUGCUACAUUGCUUUGAGGGGUUUUUGAAACACGAGCAUCUGUGCCCAACACUGUGUAGACAAACACGCCUCUUUUGGAGGUGUCUCCCACACCAGGAGGCACAAAACAGAUGGGUAUUGUGACCAUUAGCCAAGUUCCAUCUGGAAGGAGUUUGAUUUAAAAAAAAAAAAAAGGAGAACAAAAAAAACAAAGACAACUGAACACAUCUGUAGAUCCUCUUGGUCCUUGCAAAUAAGAACAGCUAUUUCAUCUCCUUUUUGUGAGGUGCAGUGUGAAAACUUGACACAGACAUGCAACUCAUAAUGACCAAGUCUAGGUAGUUAUACUGUACAUAUCCUCAACCAUGUUUUAAUUAUCUGAUUCACAUGUAUUAUGUCCAUAUUAAUGAGGACAGUGUUGCAUUCCAAUGCAUAUAUAGCAUGUAUACUGCGUUAUUUUUUCUCUU
Messenger RNA from Meriones unguiculatus (Mongolian gerbil), 2289 nucleotides. RefSeq names its product T-cell-specific guanine nucleotide triphosphate-binding protein 2-like. The coding region runs from base 246 to 1490 and encodes 414 amino acids. Gene Ontology annotation, biological process: defense response; cellular response to interferon-beta. Gene Ontology annotation, molecular function: GTP binding; GTPase activity. Gene Ontology annotation, cellular component: endoplasmic reticulum membrane. The record is from RefSeq and is a predicted model, not a curated record. NCBI's taxonomy places the organism in Eukaryota, Metazoa, Chordata, Mammalia, Rodentia, Muridae. The transcript is spliced from 2 exons.